AUGAGGGCAUCUUCUCAGUGCAACUCAGCUGAACUCACAUCUCCUGUCAACAUAUCCUACAACUACUGCUCUGGAAACUUCUCCUCCUGCUCCUCUGGGGUCUACCUGCACUACCCAGGCUACUUCUGUGGCUCCUUAUACCACAGCAACCUGGUCUACAGCACUGACCUCUGCUCUCCUGGCACCUGUCAGCUGGGUUCUUCUCUCUAUAAGAGGUUUCAGGAGAUCUGCUGGGAUACCCCUAGCUGCCACAUGUCCUGUGUGGAGUCCAGCCCCUGCCAGACCUCCUGCUACCGCCCCAGAACCUCCUUGCUCUGCCGUCCCUGCCAGACAACUUACUCUGAGUCUCUAGGCUUUGGAUCCAGCAGCUGCCACUCCCUGGGCUAUGGAUCGAGGAGCUGCUACUCAGUGGGCUGUGGGUCCAGUGGCUUCAGAUCCCCGCAUUAUGGAGGCUGUGGCGUCUCUUCCCUGGGCUAUGGAUCUGGAUUCUGCCCCCUAACAUAUGUUCUCUCUAGGACAUUCCAGUCUUCUUAUUACAGACCAACUUGUGGAUCUGGCUUCUACCGAUAA
Molecule: messenger RNA, 570 nt
Organism: Rhinopithecus roxellana (golden snub-nosed monkey)
Lineage: Eukaryota; Metazoa; Chordata; Mammalia; Primates; Cercopithecidae
Product: keratin-associated protein 13-1-like
Exons: 1
Coding region: 1-570 (189 amino acids)
Source: RefSeq, a predicted model, not a curated record